This is a messenger RNA of Aspergillus terreus NIH2624, 2637 nucleotides long. RefSeq names its product putative C6 transcription factor (War1). The transcript is spliced from 2 exons. The coding region runs from base 1 to 2637 and encodes 878 amino acids. Gene Ontology annotation, molecular function: zinc ion binding; DNA-binding transcription factor activity, RNA polymerase II-specific; transcription cis-regulatory region binding. Gene Ontology annotation, cellular component: nucleus. The record is from RefSeq and is a predicted model, not a curated record. Gene Ontology annotation, biological process: regulation of DNA-templated transcription. NCBI's taxonomy places the organism in Eukaryota, Fungi, Ascomycota, Eurotiomycetes, Eurotiales, Aspergillaceae.
AUGACAGCCGCGCCUCCGUCGUCGUCGUCCCAUCCACCGCCGCAUCACUCCCCCGUCGGCGAGACCUAUCCCGAUCCCCCGUCACACAUCUCGGACCCGUCAUUGCGAGCCGACGCACCCGAUCCCAAUGAUCCAUACGCCGAUUUGAAACGGCCGCGCGCCUGCGAAGCCUGUCGCCAGCUCAAGGUCCGCUGCGACCCCGAUCCAAACCACCCGUCCGGCACGUGUAAGCGCUGCGCGAAGGCCCGCCGGGCUUGUAUUGUCACGGCACCGAGUCGCAAGCGCCAGAAGAAGACGGACAGCCGCGUUGCGGAGCUCGAGCGCAAGAUUGACGCCUUGACGGCUAGCCUUCAGGCCUCCACGUCUGCCUCUCCGCAGGUCCAGGAGCCGUCGAUGUCGCGAGAACAGGUGCCCCCGCCGUCGGCGCGGGAGGAGCACCAUCCCGGACGGCGGUGGUUGGGACCUACAUUACCGUCUGGUGCAGCUGAUGGUCCGCCCCCCGUAAGUGGUGUCGCAGGGAGCAAGCGAGGCCCUAACGGGGAGGUCAAGGCGUCUAGAGAUGGCGCGUUUAUGGGGUCAUAUGAGCGCGAGUCGAGUUCGGCUUCUGAUCAAACGCCUGGGGAGAAUGCGGGGCGGCAGUGGCGAGGUCCGUGGUCGAACCCGCGGUCGUCAUCGAGGUCGGAGGCUGCGAGCGAGCCGGUGGAUAUUGUUGAUCGGGGUAUGGUGAGUGAAGAGUUAGCCACGAAGGCGUUCGAUCGGUUUGUGACACGCAUGGCGCCGAGUAUCCCACUGGUGAUGUUUCCGGCGGGCACGACGGUGGACCAGAUUCGACGGACCAAGCCAGUACUUUUCCAUGCUAUCGUGUGUGUGGCAGUGGGCUCAUUCGCACCCGACUUGCAGGUCCCCAUCACGGAGGACUUUUACAAAACGGUUGCGGAAAGGACUAUCGUGAAAGCUGAGAAGUCUCUUGAGCUGGUGCAGGCUAUCCUGGUGACCUGCAGUUGGUACAUGAUACCGAAUCAUUUCGAGCAGCUCAAGUUCUAUCAGAUGACGCACCUGGCUGUCUCGAUCGGAAUUGAAUUAGGUAUGUAUCGGCAGGCGACAGUGAAGAACAAGCCUUUCAAUUUCAUGAGGGACUACAUUCGUGGAGGGCCGCCGUCGUUGGAGCCGAAUUCGCCAGAGGUCCGACGCACCUGGCUAGGCUGUUACUUUCUGGCGGUGCACGUCACCGUCUCCCUGAGGCGAACGAUCCUUGUCCGCUGGAACUCGUAUAUGGACGAAUGUAUCGACAUCUUGGAGAAGUCACCUGAUGCAUUGCCGUCAGAUAAGAGGAUGAUACAGUGGGCCAAGCUAUCGCACAUCAUGGAAGAUAUCAACGUGCAAUUUUUCACGGAUGAUACGGGAUUCGACGGCUCAAUGUUCGAGCCCAAGAUGCAGUACACGCUGAGGGCAUUUGAGAAACAAUUGGAAGAGUGGAAGAGGGAAGCACGAUCGGAAGAAAAAGAUCAUGCCCCCGUAAUGCAACAAGCCGAACAAAUCAUCGACCUCUACAUGCACGAACCGGCCAUGCAUAUGGAUCCAAAUGGCCAUGGCCCCAAGUCAGCGGGAGACACCCAUACCAGCCCUAUUAGCACCGCACAUGUGAAUGCACUCGGUAGUUGUCUCACGGCUUGCCACAAGGCACUGGACAUCAUCUGCGAUGUGGACAUCCACGACCUCAUCUGCCUCCCGGUGGUGUCCCAGGCCCGCACGUCGUUUGCGAUCGUCGGACUGAUUAAACUGUACUCGAUCCUUUCGGGCCCAGACAGCAGUCUCGGGCAGAUCAUCGAGCCGGCGAGUCUUCGAGUCGAGUACUAUUUGAACCGCGUGAUCGAGCAUUACGGCGCUGCCGGUGAGCUUCCUGGAGGCAGGACCCCGGCCAAGUUCGCCGUGGUGCUGGGGCUGCUUCAGAGAUGGUACAAUACUCGUAAAGACCGUUCUGCCGAGUUGAAGGAGGCAUUUGGCCGUGGCUUUCCGUGCGGGACGGACCAAACAGACCAGGAAUCAAACGUCGACAAGAACCCCCCGGUAAGUUUCUCCAUACGCACUAUAUUUAAAUGGGAGUGGACUAAAGGCCGACAGAAAUCGGGCGCCACCCCGCUCCACCUCCUCAGUGAAGUCGCCAUGGGCGACCCCAACCGUGCCGGAACAGCAGGGUAUCUCCCAUCCUCGCGACCUGGAGCCUCAAACUACUCUCCAAACAUACCCAGACAGCCACCGCCCUCGUCUUCAGAACUUGUCUCCCCACAUCAAGCGCUAGCAUCGGGACCUAGCCCUGGGACUAACAGCACCAAUGCUGUCUCCGACUGGCCGCCCUACCAACCAUCCAACACUACCAGGCCAUUCUACCCACCCUUUGGCUCGACAGACACGACCUCAGCCGCACCGGCGUACCAGGAGAUCCCGACAACGGGGUACCCGGAUCUCGGGGCUGCUGGGAUGGGCAUGCCCGGGAUGAACCUGGGCUUCUUUGUUCCCGAGCUGGGGAUGCAGGUCCCAUUCAACCCGGAAAAUUUGCUUGCCCUGGAGACGAUGAUGGGCGAUGGGUUCUUGAAUUUGCCGCUGUCGGCGGAUGCGGGAAUGGGGUAUUAUUCUUGA